Messenger RNA from Penaeus chinensis, 965 nucleotides. RefSeq names its product thioredoxin domain-containing protein 9-like. NCBI's taxonomy places the organism in Eukaryota, Metazoa, Arthropoda, Malacostraca, Decapoda, Penaeidae. The transcript is spliced from 4 exons. The record is from RefSeq and is a predicted model, not a curated record. Gene Ontology annotation, cellular component: cytoplasm. Gene Ontology annotation, biological process: microtubule cytoskeleton organization. The coding region runs from base 83 to 748 and encodes 221 amino acids.
CUUGAUCCUCGAACGCACAGCCAGUCUGGCGAGGGAGCUUUUCAGAUCACCAUCGAUCACAACAAGCCUGUAAUAAAGAAUCAUGGCAAAUUCAAGUGCAGCUGUGGAGCAGCAGUUGGUUGCUGCCACACAGAUCAUAGAAAGACAGUUGGAUGCUGAGAUUGAAAGAUUGGACAAUCUUGAUGCUGAAGAUUUGGAUUCCAUCAGAAGAGACAGGCUAGCUGCCAUGAAAAAGAGGCAACAGAAGAAACAAGAUUGGAUAGCAAAUGGUCAUGGAGAAUAUACUGAAAUUACAGAUGAAAAGGAAUUCUUUGAAACUACCAAGAAAUCAGAGAACGUUGUUUGUCAUUUCUACCGGGACCAGUUUUUGCGAUGCAAAAUUGUUGACAAACAUUUGAAUAUCCUUGCAAAAAAACAUAUAGAGACCAAGUUCUGCAAGUUAAAUGUUGAAAAAGCUCCAUUCCUAACUGAGAGACUUAAGAUUCGUGUCCUGCCUACCUUAUGCUUGGUGAAGGACGGCAAGACAAAGGACUAUGUUGUGGGAUUCACCGACUUAGGCAACAAAGAUGAAUUCACAACUGAGGUGAUGGAAUGGAGGAUUGCACGUGCUGAUGUCAUAGAAUACAGCGGUGACCUCAUGACCUUCCCCGGUACUGGACCCAGUGGCGGCCAGCGUAUGAAUGUGCAAAAGAAGACCAUCCGAGGAGGCAGAAGAGACGACAGUGAUGACAGUGAUGAUUCAGAUUGAUGAAAUUGAAUAAGAGAUGCAAUUAGAAUAAAUGCGACUUUAGUAAAGUUCAUGGAAAUUAAAAGUGCAUGGUCUAAUACAGAAGGUUAUUAAUUUUAAUCAUAACUUUAAACUUAUUUUUGUGCUUCAGCUUCUCAUAUAAUUCCUAAGGUUUCAGAAGGACUGGAUAUUCUGUAUUCCACACACAAAAUGCAUUUAGUAAAGAAAGUGCAGUGUC